Molecule: messenger RNA, 1773 nt
Organism: Choloepus didactylus (southern two-toed sloth)
Lineage: Eukaryota; Metazoa; Chordata; Mammalia; Pilosa; Megalonychidae
Gene: DGAT1
Product: diacylglycerol O-acyltransferase 1
Exons: 16
Coding region: 134-1690 (518 amino acids)
Biological process (GO): triglyceride biosynthetic process
Cellular component (GO): endoplasmic reticulum membrane
Molecular function (GO): diacylglycerol O-acyltransferase activity
Source: RefSeq, a predicted model, not a curated record
CGUCGCGGGCUACGGCGGCCGGCAGGGGGCGGCGGCGGCCGUUGGCGGAGGUCGGGAGGCGGGAGCCGCGGGCCUCGGGCGCUGCGAGCCCCGCGGGCACCGGGCUUGGCCGCGGCGGCCGCGGGCUGAGGCCAUGGGGGACCGCGGCGGCGCGGGCGGCUCCCGGCGCCGGAGGUCGGGCGGCCCGCGGCACUCGAGCCAGGACGGCGGCAGCGGCGGGCGCGCGGCGGCGGAAGAGGAGGCGCGGGACGCGGCGGCGGGCCCCGACCUGGGCGGCGGGGGCGACGCGCCGGCUCCGGUUCCGGGCGAGGACGAGGCCGCCGACGCGGGCAGCGGCCCCCGGGAGCUGAGGUGCCACCAGGUGCAGGACUCUCUGUUCAGCUCAGACAGCGGCUUCAGCAACUACCGUGGCAUCCUGAACUGGUGUGUGGUGAUGCUGAUCUUGAGCAACGCCCGGUUAUUUUUAGAGAACCUCAUCAAGUACGGCAUCCUGGUGGACCCCAUCCAGGUGGUGUCUCUGUUUCUGAAGGACCCCUACAGCUGGCCUGCCCUGUGCCUGGUGCUAGCGGCCAACGUCUUUGCUCUGGCUGCGUUCCAGGUCGAGAGGCGCCUGGCGGUGGGCGCCCUGACGGAGCGGGCCGGGCUGCUGCUGCACGCGGCCAACCUGGCCACCGUCCUCUGCCUCCCGGCGGCAGUGGCCUUCCUGGUGGAGUCCAUCACGCCAGUGGGCUCCGUGCUGGCGCUGCUGGUCUACACCAUCCUCUUCCUGAAGCUCUUCUCCUACCGCGACGUGAACCUGUGGUGCCGGGAGCGCAGGGCCGGGGCCGGUGGGGGGCUGCUCGCCGGGGCCCGCGCCCCCGACCCCUCGCCCUCUGGAGCCAAGAAGACCGACGGGGUCCCCGGCUCGCGCUCCGUGAGCUACCCCGACAACCUGACGCACCGUGAUUUGUACUACUUCCUCUUUGCCCCCACCCUGUGCUACGAGCUCAACUUUCCCCGCUCCCCCCGGAUUCGGAAGCGCUUCCUGCUGCGGCGGAUCUUUGAGAUGCUGUUCUUCACUCAGCUCCAGGUGGGGCUGAUCCAGCAGUGGAUGGUCCCCACCAUCCAGAACUCCAUGAAGCCCUUCAAGGACAUGGACUACUCCCGCAUCAUUGAGCGCCUGCUGAAGCUGGCGGUCCCCAACCACCUCAUCUGGCUCAUCUUCUUCUACUGGUUCUUCCACUCGUGCCUGAACGCCGUGGCGGAGCUCAUGCAGUUUGCAGACCGGGAGUUCUACCGCGACUGGUGGAACUCCGAGUCUGUCACCUACUUCUGGCAGAAUUGGAACAUCCCGGUGCACAAGUGGUGCAACAGACACUUCUACAAGCCCCUGCUGCGCCGCGGCAUCAGCAAGUGGGUGGCCAGGAUGGGGGUGUUCCUGGGCUCUGCGUUCUUCCAUGAGUACCUGGUGAGCAUCCCCCUGCGCAUGUUCCGCCUGUGGGCGUUCGCGGGCAUGAUGGCCCAGAUCCCGCUGGCCUGGAUCGUGAGCCGCUUCUUGCGCGGCAACUACGGCAACGCGGCCGUGUGGCUGACUCUCAUCAUCGGGCAGCCGGUGGCCGUGCUCAUGUACGUCCACGACUACUAUGUGCUCAACCAUGAGGCUGCCCAGGCUGGCGCCGCCCCACUGCCAGUGCCCCCUGGGCACUCAUGACCACCGUCCGUCCGGGGCAGGCUGGCGGCCCCCUUUUGCCACCCAAGGAUGGAGUGUGACAAUAAAGUGCUGUCCAGACUGAC